Messenger RNA from Loxodonta africana (African savanna elephant), 6194 nucleotides. It is a transcript of the gene HSD17B11, whose product is annotated as hydroxysteroid 17-beta dehydrogenase 11. NCBI's taxonomy places the organism in Eukaryota, Metazoa, Chordata, Mammalia, Proboscidea, Elephantidae. The coding region runs from base 162 to 1064 and encodes 300 amino acids. Gene Ontology annotation, molecular function: oxidoreductase activity, acting on the CH-OH group of donors, NAD or NADP as acceptor; steroid dehydrogenase activity. The transcript is spliced from 7 exons. The record is from RefSeq and is a predicted model, not a curated record.
GCCCAGCGGAAGGAACGGUGUCGGAGUCCUUGGUUUCUGUUUCAUAGCGAGCAGUGCCUUGCUCUUAGCGAUUGCUUGGCAAUUUGAACCGAACCACCCCCAAAGCAAUUUAGAGUGAAGGCUAAGUGGGAACACACCAAAAGGUCUCAGCAGCAAACAGGAUGAAAUUCUUAUUAGACUUACUUUUGCUUCUGCCCGUACUUAUUGUCCUCAUCUUAGAAUCUUUCGUGAAGCUUUUUAUUCCCAAGAAGAGGAAAUCAGUCGCCGGAGAAAUCGUACUGAUUACUGGAGCUGGACAUGGAAUUGGGAGACUGACUGCCUAUGAAUUUGCCAAACUUAAAAGCAAACUGGUUCUAUGGGAUAUAAAUAAGCAUGGAGUUGAAGAAACAGCUGCAGAAUGCAGGAGACUGGGGGCCAAGACACAUGCCUUUGUAGUAGACUGCAGUAAACGAGAAGAGAUUUACAACGCAGCUAAGAAGGUGAAUGCAGAAAUUGGAGAUGUGAGUAUUUUAGUAAAUAAUGCUGGUGUAGUCUACACAUCGGAUUUGAUGUCUACACAAGACCCUCAGAUUGAAAAGACUUUUGAAGUUAAUACACUUGCCCAUUUCUGGACUACAAAGGCAUUUCUUCCCGCAAUGAUGAAGACUAAUCAUGGUCACAUUGUCACGGUGGCUUCGGCAGGCGGGCAUACAGUGGUCCCCUUCUUACUGGCUUAUUGUUCAAGUAAGUUUGCCGCUGUUGGAUUUCAUAACGCUCUGACUGAAGAACUGGUUGCCUUAGAAAGAACUGGAGUCAAAACAACGUGUCUCUGCCCCAAUUUCAUAAACACUGGCUUCAUCAAAAAUCCAAGUACCAGUUUGGGACCCACUCUGGAACCUGAGGAAGUGGUAAGCAAGCUGAUGAAUGGGAUCCUGACUGAGCAGAAAACGGUUUUUGUUCCAUCCUCUAUAUGCAUUUUACUAGUAAUGGAAAAGAUCUUUCCUGAGCGUUUCUUGGCAAUUUUAAAACGAAAGAUAAAUGUUAAGUUUGAUGCAGAUAUUGGAUAUAAAGUUAAAAAACAAUAAGUACCUGAUUUUCUUGCAAACUGAUAGGUACUAGGCUCUUAAGUUGAUUUCAUUUAAUGUUAAUAAGAAUUUUAAUACAUGUUUGAACCUCUGCUUUUCCUAACUACCUUUUUUCCUUCAAUGCCAUCUCUUGUGGCUCUGGCAGUUGUCGUUUACCACCACCUGCUCUUUAGCUGAAAGCUGAUUUCAUAUGACACAAGAGAGAAAUACCUUAGGAGUUGACCUUAUGGAAGAUGGGAAAUUUUUUUUUUUUUUUGGCAGUCAUUCCCAAGAUUUUGUGGCUCCUGUGAAAACUUUGCAUAAUUUAUACUACAAUUGUUUAAGAUAUAUUUUUAUUUGUAAUUACACUUAAAUAUAAUUUUAGGUAAUUAACAUGUUUCCUUUUCUAUUGUACCUAAUCAGAAGCUUCAACCUCUCUAAAUAUAAUGAAGGACUGUAUCAGGAGGCAUAUCACAAUGAAUUUCAAGUAAUGUAAGAAAUAGCUAUUGAACAUUUUAUCCUACACACUACCAGUCUGUUUCCUGAGAGAUAUCUCUCAUUUUAAUACCAAACAUUUCAACACAAGGAAACCAGAGCUGGAUACCCAUUGCAAGUAUAGAAACGUCAUUGAAAUUUGAGGUGGAGAGUCAGAAGAAUUUGUACAUAAAUGGCAACAAUAAUAAAUGGAUCAAACUUAAACUUUUGGUGUUUCCGUCUUUUUAUCUUGACCAGAGAAUGAUUAAUUAACCUUCAAAUUAAAGGAAAAUGGAUGACCUAAUCAAUGGCCUUUUUCCUCUUUCGUGUCUGGAAGUUUCUUGGUUUUGAGGCACAGUGAGAUGGGACUGUAAGGUCAGACCUAUAAAUUAGAAACAAGUAGGUUUGUUAGGUUUCUGUUAAGGAAAAAUAUUUUCAAGAGUAUAUCAGACAUAUACACACAAAGUGAAGACCUUUGAUCCUUAUAUUAGGAAGUUCAUAAUCAGAAAACAAGGCAGAAUCAUCAAUGACCCCUACAAAUAAGCUACAUUUAGGUUAACAAACUUCAGGGUGAAAGAUUUUGAUCCAUAUUCUAAGCAGAAACUACUAUUUACUCACCAUGUUUCAGGUCCAGUUCCUAAACAUUUGACUUGUAUUAGCUCAUUUGUGAAGUAAUCUUAUCAGUGCCGCUGCAGAUAAAGAUAGUGUGAUAAUCUGCUUAAGGAAGGUUUCACUAUAGAUUCUAUAUUGUUGUUGGGUGCCAUUGAGUUGAUUCCAACUUAUAGCGACCCCAUGUGACAGAGUAGAACUGUUGCAGAGGGUUUCCUAGACUAAUCUUUACGAAAGGAGAUUGCUGGGCCCUUUCUCCCAAGGAGCUGCUUGCUGAUGGAUUCCAACCACUGACCAUUCAGUUAGCAGCCAAGUGCUUAAUCAGUACACCACUAGGGCAUCUUAUAGAUUCUAUAACAUAAGAAAAUUCCUCAGAAGGCAUCAUUCCUAUAGUAAGAAUCUCCCUCUUUCCAAACAACUACCGUCCUCUAACACAGAAUCAAAAUACAAUUGCUAUCUGACUACAUUUUGCACUUAGUUGAUAUAAAUACAUAUCUGAGUCAAAAAUGCCUGCUUUUUAAAAUAUCCCUGCUUUUGAAUAAAGUUCUUAGAUUUCUUUCCGUAAAGUAGCUACACUCUAUUAGCACUCUAGGGUUAUUCAGGACUGUACUCCACUGGAAUCUCCACAGAGUUGAUAGAUUUACCUAAAUACCUAUCCUAAUACCUGAGAAUGACACUGGAAGGUGGAGAGUCUGUUACAGUCAGCUUCUAACACACUUUGAAAUAUUCAGUUGUUUAUUCUUUUGAUUAAAUUAUACCUGUUCCAGCUUGUCAACCAUCUGACAGUUAAGUAGGCUAGAAGAAAGCUUUUUAGUGAGACUUCACUAAGAUAACUCAGACCUGAAUUGUACUAAUAACUUCCCCUUUUCACAAUAAACAUGUCUCCUACUAUGCUUGUCGGAAAUUAACACUUGGGUGAACUUCGGCAUUAAUCAUUAUGAUGAAUAAACAUUUUUGGAUAUUAUGCUUACAGAAUGGUAAUUGGUUUCCCUUAUUAAUCAUGUGCCAGGCACAGUUUGCCAUUUAAUUCCCCAGCAAUCCUUUGGGUAAGAAUUGUUAGAAGGAUUUUAAAUAGCUGUGAACUUAGCAGGAGUAGCAGAAGCCCAGAAAAAAAAUCUUAGAGUCUGGAGUCCUACUCUCCGGGCAGGUGAAUGACUAUGGUAGGGGCUCUGAAUUUUGUUUUUGUGUUUUUUUAAAACCUUGCUUUAAUUCACCAAGUUCAGACUUUAAGUCCGGAACCUUUUCAGUGUUAUUUGAAUAAACUGAAUCCUGACUCUGAACCCAUUUCUCAACAGUUUAGUGGCAGUCAAUCUCAGCCAUCCUUAGGGCUGCUUCUGAGGGUCACACCAUAAUCAAAGAGGCUUACAUUGUCUUGGGGUAAAAGGGAAAAGACUCCUAAAUGCCAGCUAUCAUUGUACUCCAUGGUCCUAAACUAGGGGAUCCCUUGGUGACAGACAGCUCUUUCUUGUGGGAUCCAGAAAUCCUAACUGCUAUAAGGAACCCAACUUCGCUGGACACACCACAAAGCCUUCAUCUGGGACGCUGGCUUCAACCUGGGCCCCUGCUAUAGGACUGCAAGGCUUUACUGGUGUCUCCCCUAUUCCCUUGAGAAUCUCCCCAUGCUUGCUUUCUUCCCCAACCCUACCUCCAUGCCACCAUUUCCACUUCUCUAAAUUCUACCAUUUUUAUUGGAAAUGAGGAUUAGGAAGAAUGGGAAAUCAGGUUAAGGAAAUGGGUUAAAAUUGACCCUCAGUAUAUCUUCAACAUGGGGCUAGUGAGUAAUUGUCUAACAGAGUCUUCACCAUGGGAAAAGAAGAACAUUUAUCACCCAAACUUGGUGAUAGAUUUACUCCCUCGGACAAUCCUAUAUGGUAGAGAUAAUUAUCCCCAUUUUAUAGAUGAGCUAAAUACAGCUCAGAGAACAUGAACAAACUUACCCAAAAUCUCCCAGCUAGUAAGACAUGGAGCUCAGGAUUUGGAUGCAGGUUCAUCUGACGUCACAAUCAUACAGACUCAGUGGAAUUCUCAGAGUUGAAUCAUUGCCCUAAACACCCUCUAUUUCCUUUUAUCCAAACUUUCCAUGCUAUUCAAUCAAUAUUCUAAAACCCAAUAUUCUAAAAUUCAUCAGGAAUUUUCAUGGUAAUUGAAGCUAUUCAGCCUAUGAAUUAUUUUGAGGAGGACUAAAAUGUUACAAUACAGAUGCCUGGGAAAAGUUCACUUUUGGCCUAGUGUAAUAUUGUUAUAGUCUUAAGUUCCCUGAAAUUAAAAUGCUGAAUCCUAAAAAUAUAAGUCAACCUUGGUAUGGUCUUAGUGCACACUGAACACCAGAACCUUUUCUGAAGUAGACAGGAACUUUCAUUUAUGCUAAAGACGGGAAAGAAAGAAAAGACCAAAAUGGAUGUCAAUAAGAGACUCUGAAACUUGCUCUUGAAUGUCGAUCAUCUAAAACCAAUGGAAGAAAUGAUGAAGUAAAAGAGCUGAACAGAAGAUUUCAAAGAGGGACUCAAGAAGACAAAGUAAAGUGUUAUAAUGACAUGUGCAUAGACCUGGAGUUAGAAAACCAAAAGGGAACAACACGCUUUGCAUUCCUAAAGCUGAAAGAACUGAAGAAAAAAAUUCAAGCCUUGAAUUGCAAUACUGAAGCAUUCGAUGGGCAAAAUACUGAAUGACACAGAAAGCACCAAAGAAGAUGGAAGGAACACACAGAGCCAUCGUACCAAAAAGAAUUGGUUGACAUUCAAUCAUUUCAGGAGGUAGCAUAUGAUUAAGAACCGAUGGUACUGAAGGAAGAAGUCCCAGCUGCACUGAAAACAUUGGUGAAAAACAAGGCUCCAGGAAUUGACAGAAUACCAGUUGAGAUGUUUCAGCAAACAAAUGCAGCACUGGAAGUGCUCACUAGUCUAUGCCAAGAAAUUUGGAAGACAACUACCUGACCACUCGACUGGAAGAGAUCCACAUUUAUGUCUAUUGCAAAGAAAGGUGAUCCAACUGAAUGCAUAAAUUAUCAAACAAUAUCAUUAAUAUCAUACAAAAGUAAAAUUUUACUGAAAAUCAUUCUAAGGCAGCUACAGCAGUAUAUCGACAGGGAACUGCAAGAAAUUCAAGCUGGAUUCAGAAGAGGGCAAGGAAGUAGGGAUAUCACUGCUGAUGUCAGCUGGAUCUUGGCUGAAAGCAAAAAGUACCAUGAAGAUGUUUACGUGUGUUUUAUUGACUAUGCUAAGGCAUUCAAUUAUGUGGAUAAUAAGAAAUUAUGGAUAUUUCAAAGAAUAGGAAUUCCAGAACACUUAAUCGUACUCAAGAGGAACCUGUACAUAGAUCAAGAGGCAAUCGCUUGAGCAGAACAAGGGGAUACUUGGUGGUUUAAAGUCAGGAAUGGUGUGCGUCAGGGUUGUAUCCUUUCACCAUACCUAUUCCAUCUGUAUGCUGAGCAAAUAAUCCAAAAACCUGGACUGUAUGAAGAAGAACGGGGCAUCAGGAUUGGAGGAAGACUCAUUAACAACCUGUGAUAUGCAGAUGGCACAAUCUUGCUUGCUGAAAGUGAAGAGGACUUGAAGCAUUUACCGAUGAAGAUCAAAGACUACAGCCUUCAGUAUGGAUCACACCUUUAACAUAAAGAAAACAAAAAUCCUCACAACUGGACCAACAAGCAACAUCAUGACAAAUGGAGAAAAGAUUGAAGUUGUCAAAGAUUUCAUUUUACUUGGAUGCACAAUCAAUGCCCAAGGAAUCAGCAGUCAAGAAGUCAAACGAAACCCAAUGACUAUGGCCCCCAGACACCCUUUUAACUCAGUACUGAAGUCACUCCUCAGGUUCACCCUUCAGCCAAAGAUUAGACAGGCCCGUAAGAUGAAAUGAGACUAAAUGGGUACACCAGCCCAGGGGCAAGAAUGAAAAGGUGGGGGACAGGAAAGCUGAUUAUGGGGAACCCAAGGUCGAGAAUAGGAGAGUAUUGACACAUCGUGGGGUUGGCAACCAAUGUCACAAAACAGUAUGUGUAUUAAUUGUUUAAUGAGAAACUAAUUUGCUCUCUAAACCUUCAUGUAAAGCACAAUAAAAAGGAAGAAUUCU